GGCACUUGCAGCAGCGGCUCGGUGGAGACGGAGCGCUUUCACUCACUGUGGAGACAAGUUAAGAGCGACACGCUGCUGACCUGAGCAUCCUCCGGGGAAACAGCGCAGUUGAAUCGCUUAACGAGCGUCAGUUUUCAUCGCUUCACCGCAGAUCAUUUGUUGCUGUCGUGGCUCCGCUGUUCAGCAGUCCGAAGGCUGUGCAACCCAGCGCGCUGACGGAUACAGAGACCACGAGGAUCACAGAUGGACAGGCUCACACCUGAGAUGUGAAUUGUGUUAUGUGAGCCAAGGUGUUUUCCCACCUCGCUGGUGGUGGGGAGAGAUGCUGCACUACGUUGCCAUGACAGCAGAAGUUUUCUUUGUUCUUGGAUUCCUGAUGAGCAGCACUCAGUGCAAUCCUGUAGCGACCUUACCAGCCACCCGAGAACGUCUAGAAAGGGUGUUGACCCAAGCCAGGGAGGACCAACAUCAGGAUGAGCAGGCCCCUGAGGAGCUUCUGGGAUUCAGCUCUCAACAGCUGCAGGAAGAAAUGAAUGGCUUGGGCACCAACAGGACCAUCGGCAGCCGCACCAAGCCCAACCUUAAUUCCCAGACGCGAAAAUCUAAGGGCGCAAAGACUCAGGAACUAUGGAGUGAAUCUGACAGCCUGAACCAAAUAGAUGAGGGGCCCACCAGUGAUGUCCCCCUGUCCCUGGACGCCAUUGAUGAGUACGCCUACCCAGAUUACAGGGGGAAAGGAUGCAUGGAUGAGAGCGGAUUUGUGUUUGCCAUCGGUGAGCAGUUUACUCCAGGCCCUUCCACAUGCCCUUGCCUCUGCACGGACGAGGGCCCGAUGUGCUCCAAGCCAGAAUGCCCCAAGGUUCAUCCUCGCUGCAUUAAGGUGGACACUAGCCAAUGCUGCCCGCAGUGCAAGGAGAAAAAGAACUACUGCGAGUUUCGGGGCAAGAGCUACACCUCUCUGGAAGAAUUUAAGGUAUCUCCAUGUGAGAAGUGUCGCUGUGAGCCAAGCGGAGAGGUGUUGUGCUCCGUAUCAGCCUGUCCUCAGACAGAGUGUGUGGAUCCAGAGUACGAGCCGGAUCAGUGCUGUCCCAUCUGCAAGACUGGACCAAAUUGCUAUGCGGACACAGCAGUGAUACCGGCUGGUCGAGAGGUGAAGAUUGACGAGUGUACAAUCUGCUACUGCACAUACGAGGAGGGCACAUGGCAGAUCGAGCGUCAGGCCACCUGCAGUAAGAACGAGUGCCAGCGGAGCUAGAGACUGGCAAGGCGAGAGGGGACAUUGGCACACAACACCAGCGCCAAUCUGCAUGUAAACUCUCUGGCCUUUCACCAAUUCUAACGGACUUCAGGGUUGACAACUACCCUUGAGCAUUUCAGUAUUUGUAGUCACUCCUGUAUUACAGAAAAAAAUACUUUUUUGAAAGUUUAUAAUCCACACACAGAAUAUCUAUUUAUCUAUGUAUUGAAUUAUUUAUGAACAUAUACAAAUAUAGGAGUCAUUAUUGCUGAACUAGUAAAAAGUAUUUUUUAUAACCUCUGUAUUUUAAUAGGCAAUGUAUUGGACAAGAGUUCAAUUGAACAACAGAAUGUAUAGAACACACACAGCUGUCUUUGGAGGUGUACACCUCUGUGUCUCAAACGUCUGGUGCCAUCUCACAAAUCAUGACACCUGUCCCUCUAACACCAAAGUGUAGACUCGAUCAUGUGCAAUCCAUUCAGGGAUAAUGGGUAAGAAUGAACUGUGUUAGAAGAUACUGCAAAAACAAUGAGAAAAAACAUGGAAAUUUAAGAGGAAUCAACUGUUUUCUGAUUUUUUUUAUCUUUGGAUGUUGAAAUGUGUUUUCCUUUGAAAGUGCAUUUUUGUAUUUUUCUUGGUACUGUAUGUUCAUGUUUCAAAUAAAUGCCAAUCUGUGCUCUGUAAAUGAUCAAAUGCAACUUUUCAGUUGUAGGUCUACAUGUUAAGUCUUUGCUGGAAAAAUUGGGGGUUUCCUAUUCACUGACUUCCAAUUAAAUUAAAUAUUCACGAUUUGAGGCAGAAAAUGAUAUUGAGAGGGGAUGGUAGGUUUGAAAGCUACAAACUUGGACAAGGCUUUCUCUCUUUUAAAGUUUCAGUACAAAACUGUUUGUGCGAAAAACAGCGGGUUAAUAUUUAAUGAGUUGUCAGGAUGAUAUUUAGAUGUUUACUAAUGCAGCAGUUUCAUUUUUCAAUGGCUGUAAGCAUCACAAUAUCAACAAGAGAGGUUGGAAGUGAGAAAGAAAUAGCUAACCCUGAGGUUUUAACUCCAUUAAUGCAACUAAAGGUAAAAAUACUUAGGUAUCUUAUGUUUGAUUUGAAGAAGAGUAAUGAGUGCAUGUAUCUGGCAGAGUCAUUGUGCUCCUACUGUGGGUCAAGAUGAUUUUGAAUAAUUGAAGUCCAUGUUAUGAGCCCUGGAGGGCAUAAUAUGAGAAAUGAAAAGAUGAUGGGUUUUUCUUUUUCCUGAUAUGUUUUUUUUGAAUUUGUUGCACAUCACUCCGGUUGUCACUCUUUGUAAUGUGCUGUCCAUUUCACAACACUCUCUGAAAAAGGGGUUGCCAGACAACGUUGUUGCAUCUCCAGCAGAGAGACGUGCCUGUCAGCCAGCCGGCAGGAUCGAGGUAAAUAAGCCUAAAUGCAUGUACAUGCUAGGUGACAGGCUUCUGCAGAGCAGCAGGGGUGCAGUGGCACAGAUCUAUUAAGCGUUUCUGAACAGCCUUAACUCCUCAGCUUCAAUGACUGUAAGGGUCCUCUCAAACAACACUCCUACAUUCAAGGAAAACAGGACUAGUGCUUCUGCAUACAAGUAGAGAAUGAUAUUAUAGGAUGUCCCUCCUAUCCACCAAUCCUCACUCAUAAUACAAAGGGCUCAUUUUAAUGUGUCAGGUUCUCCACCCUCAGUUUUCUUCUAUGUUGAGAAAUGACUGCUGUGCCCUCUCCUUCUUUAAUUUAACAAGAUAAUAAUCCCUCAUGUGAAAUUGCCCAGGCAGCUUUCCUGCUGUCUAACAUCAGUGAAUGAAUGACUCUGACCAUGGAUGUUAUCUAUUAGCCCUAUCUGUUCUCUCCAGGUCAUUAACAUUAAUAACUGGCUUUAGAGCAGUAAAAAAAUGUGCAGAUAUUUAAGAUCAGAAGGAGAGAAAAAUAAUGAAAGCUGUGAUUAAGGCUGACUUUAGAGUCUACUCAUCAGAAAUAAGGCGAGCAAUUUCCUCUGAAAUAAAAUUCCCAGUGUAGUGGGCAUCUAAACUUCUUCAAAGAGAGGCCAUUAAUUGGACACAUCUGUUGAAGAAACCCCUAAGAGAUUAGCCUAGUCUCCCAAACGUAGUUACUAAGUAAUUAGGCUUCUGUCCUUUUCUGGACAAUGCACACUGCCGCCUUGAGACAAGAUGUGCUCAUAUUACAGAAGGUGAUGAAAUUCCUUAUUCAUUUAAAGCAACCGGCUCUGUCAUUUGAAAUGAAGGUAACACAAAAUGGCUGAAACUCAUAGCGCUGAUCAACAAAAAAAAAGUUGAAACCUUCCAGAAGUGUUAGAACAAGAAUUGAGUAAUGAAUCAACCAACCAAAGACAAAACAGGGCUCUCUCUC
Messenger RNA from Labrus bergylta (ballan wrasse), 3595 nucleotides. It is a transcript of the gene vwc2, whose product is annotated as von Willebrand factor C domain containing 2. Gene Ontology annotation, biological process: negative regulation of BMP signaling pathway. Gene Ontology annotation, molecular function: protein binding. The record is from RefSeq and is a predicted model, not a curated record. Lineage: Eukaryota; Metazoa; Chordata; Actinopteri; Labriformes; Labridae. Gene Ontology annotation, cellular component: AMPA glutamate receptor complex.